AUGGCCGUCUCGACCCUCGCCCGCCCCAUGCUCCGCUCGCCGGCCCUCCGGAUGGCCUCGCGCCGCUUCGAGAGCACCGCCGCCAGCAAGGCCACCGAGGCUGCCAAGGACACUGCCAGCAAGGCUCAGCAGGGCCUGUCGCGCGUGACGAGUGCUGCCGGCCCCGCCAUCGCCGGCGCGGCCAAGGGCGUCACCAAUGCCCUGGGCCGCAUCGGCGGGCGCACUGGCAAGGUCAUUGCCUUUGUUGAGCGACAAACGCCCUUCGUCGUCUACUACUCCAAGGUUGGCCUGGAGCUCGGCAAGCUCGUGUUCCAGGGCCAGAAGAUGAGCCCUCCUUCCGUGGCCACCUUUCAGACCUACUACCAGAACCUGUGGCGCUCCAUCCAGUCCGGCACCAUCUUCCAGGCUCCCGCCAACCUCCUCCAGUCCGUCCGCAGCCUCAGCACCGCGCAGCUGGCCACCGGCGGCGUCAUCCUGGCCGAGUGCCUCGGCUUCUUCACCGUUGGCGAGAUGAUUGGCCGCCUCAAGCUCGUCGGCUACCACGGCGAGACCGCCCACCACUAA
This is a messenger RNA of Purpureocillium lilacinum, 564 nucleotides long. RefSeq names its product ATP synthase subunit G atp20. The record is from RefSeq and is a predicted model, not a curated record. Gene Ontology annotation, biological process: proton motive force-driven ATP synthesis. Lineage: Eukaryota; Fungi; Ascomycota; Sordariomycetes; Hypocreales; Ophiocordycipitaceae. Gene Ontology annotation, molecular function: proton-transporting ATP synthase activity, rotational mechanism.